AGAAGAGAUUUUUAUUGGGUGUAACUGUUUGUCUUUCUUCUUGAAUUUUAAACUUUUAUGUUGAAACCGGAAAAUGUCCCGGAAAAGCAGUGAGGUAAGGAAAACUCUUUUGAGAAAUACAGAGCAACCGCUGAAGCCCCUAAAUGUCCGGAAGAGUGAGAACUUUGUCCGGAAGGAAGCUGAAAAGCCGGAAAAGUCUUCUGGAGUGCGCUCCGCUGUGCAGAGUAGAAGAAGUGCUCCUGCCCAGAUUCCCCAGAAGACUUCCGAAUCGGGCAACAGAUUCAAGAAGCCAGAGCUUAAUACUGCCCUUGUGAUGAGACAGCGAAUGGAGGCGACUGCCAAGGAGAAAGCUGAGAAAAUCAAUGUUGAUCCUGCUGUUGUUGCUUCCUCGAAGGAAGAGGUCUAUAAGAAGCUAAACUUCAAUCGCUUUACUAGAGUCUACAAGAAUCUCGUACCUGUUAAUGUUAAUGAUGUCUCUCUUGCCGAGGAGAAAAAGCUCUCCCGGAAGAAAGAUCCUGCCAAGAAGCCAAGAGACCCUGUGCCCAAUUUAGAGGAUUUUAUGAAACCCAUCCCACCGUUAAAUGUUCCCCUUCACUUCAACACUGAACCAAUUAAGAUUCGACCCAUCAAACCAGAAUUGAAGGAGGUCAAUCAGCAGCUUCACAUGCAGAACCUGAAGAUGAUGAAGCAUUUUGGAGUCCUGUAGUACUACUCACCUGACCUGACCACUUAAUGUCCUGUUCUACUGUCACAGAAUUUUACAAAAAAAAAAUA
Messenger RNA from Lutzomyia longipalpis, 774 nucleotides. RefSeq lists its product as uncharacterized. The coding region runs from base 74 to 706 and encodes 210 amino acids. The transcript is spliced from 2 exons. The record is from RefSeq and is a predicted model, not a curated record. Lineage: Eukaryota; Metazoa; Arthropoda; Insecta; Diptera; Psychodidae.